Strongylocentrotus purpuratus (purple sea urchin) is the source of this 1291-nucleotide messenger RNA. RefSeq names its product fibrillin-1-like. The record is from RefSeq and is a predicted model, not a curated record. The annotation marks the transcript as partial. Gene Ontology annotation, molecular function: calcium ion binding. Lineage: Eukaryota; Metazoa; Echinodermata; Echinoidea; Camarodonta; Strongylocentrotidae. The transcript has 10 exons.
GUGGUGCUUUGCGAGUGUGAGCCUGGCUGGAGUGGUGAGUUCUGUGAAGUGGAUUACGACGCCUGUGAGGACGGCCCCUGCUUCAUGGGCGUGGCUUGUUUUGAUGAAGCGCCACCGUCGUUGAACAACACCUGUGGACCUUGUCCUGAAGGACUUGAGGGUGACGGCAGGUUCUGUCAGGCUCCUUUAAUGGCUAAGACCAACUUGCUUGUGGACCACUUCAACUGUGACAUGCCCAUGGGCAACCCUCACACCUCAAGAGAUGUACCUCCAAUGCAGAUAUUGACGAGUUGUGAGCUGUACCAAGACGAGCCAGCCAGCAGCGGUGGACGCGGCUGCGAUCAGAUCUGCAACAACACCCUCAUGGAUUUACAACUGCAGUUUGUCAACGCCGUGUGCAACAACACCCAGGGCAGCUACGAGUGUGACUGUAAACCAGGCUUCAGGGACGACUUUAUGGAUGGAACGUCGUGUACAGACCUCGUGGAAUGCACAGACAAUAGUAGCUAUACUUGUGACGAGAAAGCUAAAUGUGAAAACACCAUAGGCUCGUACCUGUGUGUGUGCAUUGCGGGAUAUGAAGGUGAUGGCAAGACAUGUCAAGAUUUGAAUGAGUGUACCACUGUCAGGACGAUUGUUUGGCCGUUACUGGUGAGUGCAGCAACACAGUGGGUAGCUUUGACUGCAGCUGUAAGGAUGGAUAUACCGGGGACGGUCGGACAACCUGUACAGGAGGCGAUGUUCAAAUCCCUUGGACCUUAUCGAACAAUAGGUGGCUCUCUUCAUUACAGCAACGCUCACGGUGGUUCAUUUGUCAUUGAGGCUGUACGUGCUGACCCGGGAUACGUUUUGGUGACACCCAGCCCCCAUUUUGCUACAUUCCUGGAUGCGCUGCCAAAUCCUUGCUCGGCAAACAACAUUGACGAAUGCACUCUUGAAUUAGACAACUGCCAGCAAGAGUGCUUUAACAAGGAAGGAUCAUUUGAUUGCAAUUGUAGUGCAGGUUUCACCCUUCAAGAUGGAGUUUGCCAAGCUGUAAUGUGUGUGUUCGGGUACAACUUGCCACACAAGGGUGAGUGCUACAAAACCAACAAUGCAGACAUGUGCCUCUGCAAACCAGGAUACGCAAUCGAUGAUGAUCCCACAGUCUGUGAAGAUAUUGAUGAGUGCACAAGCCCCAGUGAUCCUGACAUGUGUGGUGCCAACUCGAUGUGUGAUAACCUGGAAGGCAGUUACGAGUGUCGUUGCCAUCCCGGCUACACUCUCAAUAGUGACCAACGGACCUGUUCAG